AUGACUGGAACUAUGGAGCGUCUUCCUGGAUUCAAUGUGGCCAACCACUUUGAGAAGCGUCAGCUUCUCAUUGCUAUCAACAGUGUUGCCGCUCUGUCCAUCUUUUUCUUUGGAUAUGAUCAAGGAAUGAUGGGUGGUGUUAACAAUUCCAAACAUUACAUCGAUUUAAUGGGUUUCGGUUAUGUCGACGAGAAAACUGGAGAACCUGUUGUCACAGACAGCCUGCUCCAGGGAGGAAUCGUCUCCGUUUACUACCUCGGCACUCUCUUUGGCUGUCUUUUCGGAGGAUGGAUCGGCGAUAAACUUGGAAGAAUCAAGACGAUCGCUGUUGGUGCAGCCUGGGCAAUCCUAGGUGCUGCAUUGCAGUGCUCAGCUCAGAACCACGAGUGGAUGAUCUGCUCACGUGCCGUCAACGGCAUCGGCACAGGUAUUCUCAACGCCAUCGUGCCUGUCUGGGCUACUGAGACAGCUGAGCAUACCUCUCGAGGACAGUUUAUCGCCAUCGAAUUUACUCUUAACAUCUUUGGUGUAGUUGUAGCCUACUGGCUCGAAUUCGGUCUUUCCUACAUCGACAACAAUGGCUCGCAGUUCGGCUGGCGUUUUCCGAUUGCCUUCCAGAUCAUUCCUCUUCUGGUGCUCUUGGGAUGCGUUUGGUUCUUCCCAGAAUCACCCCGCUGGCUUGUCAAGGUUGGACGCGAUGACGAAGCUCAGUAUAUCCUUCAACGCCUUCGUGGCUCAAGCGAGUUUGACUGUGCUCGCGCUCACGCUGAGUACACCGAUAUCAAGAAUAUUGUUCAGCUCGAGAACAAGGAAUCUUCCAAGAACUCAUACUUUCACAUGUUCUUUGGUAUCGGAUCCGGCGAACUUCACACUGGUCGACGUGUCCAACUUGUUAUUUGGCUACAAAUCAUGCAAGAAUGGGUAGGCAUUGCUGGAGUCACGGUUUACGCACCGACCAUCUUUCGCAUCGCAGGCUUCGACACAAAAAAGAGUCAAUGGAUUUCCGGUCUCAACAACAUCUUCUACAUGUUCGCUACAUUGAUCUGUGUCUACACUCUGGACCGCAUCGGUAGACGAUGGACUUUAUACUGGGGUGCAGUGGGUCAGGGAAUCGCUAUGUUUCUGGCUGCUGCCUUUUCCAGACUCGGCCAGGACGCUAGAGACGCCGGAGAUAUUGACAAGGCGAACUCAUACGGUGCCGCUGCCGCUGCUUUCGUAUUUAUCUUCACUUUUGUCUUCGGCGCUACUUGGCUGACAGUACCGUGGCUGUACCCCGCUGAGAUCUUCCCGCUCCAAGUUCGAGCCAAAGGAAACGCGUUUGGUGUCUUUGGAUGGUCCAUUGGCAACGGCUGGCUCACUCUUCUUUGCCCUGUUAUGUUCUCCAAGAUCGGCGAAAACACGCUUCACAUCUUUGGUGCAGCUAACCUUCUGGCUAUUCCCAUGGUCUGGGCUUUGUACCCCGAGAGUAACCAGCGCACACUCGAGGAGAUGGACCUGUUGUUUGCAGCCGAUACGCCAUGGGUUUGGGAUGCCGAGAAGAAGUUCAAGGAGUUGAAGGAACAGCGGCCAGGACUGAUAUCCUCUUCUGCGCACACUAGGGAUGUUAUGGAUGUUGAGCCUGGUGCCAAGUCGGCAUCUGGAGAUGAGGUGAACAUGAGCACAUAA
Fusarium pseudograminearum CS3096 is the source of this 1665-nucleotide messenger RNA. RefSeq lists its product as uncharacterized. The transcript has 3 exons. Gene Ontology annotation, cellular component: membrane. The record is from RefSeq and is a predicted model, not a curated record. NCBI's taxonomy places the organism in Eukaryota, Fungi, Ascomycota, Sordariomycetes, Hypocreales, Nectriaceae. Bases 1 to 1665 code for a protein of 554 amino acids. Gene Ontology annotation, molecular function: carbohydrate:proton symporter activity. Gene Ontology annotation, biological process: transmembrane transport; carbohydrate transport.